Lynx canadensis (Canada lynx) is the source of this 2511-nucleotide messenger RNA. It is a transcript of the gene ATRIP, whose product is annotated as ATR interacting protein. The transcript has 13 exons. Gene Ontology annotation, biological process: DNA repair; DNA damage checkpoint signaling. The record is from RefSeq and is a predicted model, not a curated record. The coding region runs from base 44 to 2419 and encodes 791 amino acids. Lineage: Eukaryota; Metazoa; Chordata; Mammalia; Carnivora; Felidae.
ACCAGGCCUUACUCGGUGCCCUGGGAGACUGACCAGCGGAGGCAUGGCUGGAACCCCCGCGCCGGGCAGCAGGAGGCGGAGCGGGCUUCCGGCGCCUAGCUCUGGCCCGCCGCCCAGCACCGGGCACCCUCCGAGCAAGCGAGCCCGAGGCUUCCCCGCAGCCGCUGCCCCGGACCCCGAAGACCCGUUCGGCGCGCACGGGGAUUUCACCGCUGACGACCUGGAGGAACUCGACACCCUCGCGUCGCAGGCCUUGAGCCAGUGCCCGGCCGCUCCUCGGGACGUGUCCAAUGUUCAUAAGGUCCCCAGAUUAGAUGGGAUGUCAAAAACUCCUGCAGGGAAAAACAGAGAAUAUGUUCCUGUUAAAGAGAAUUUUGAAUUAGAGGUACUUCAGGCACAAUACAAAGAACUUAAAGAAAAGAUGAAAGCAAUGGAAGAAGAAGUUCUCAUUAAAAAUGGAGAAAUAAAAAUUUUGCGGGACUCAUUGCAUCAGACAGAAUCCAUUCUAGAGGAACAGAGAAGAUCACAUUUCCUCCUUGAACAAGAGAAAACUCAAGUGCUCAGUGACAAAGAAAAGGAAUUUUCAAAAAAGCUCCAAUCAUUGCAGUCCGAACUCCAAUUUAAAGAUGCUGAGAUGAAUGAAUUAAGGACAAAGCUUCAAAGCAGUGAACGAGCAAAUAAAUUGGCUGCUCCCUCCAUUCUCCAUGCCAGUCCUAGGAAAAGCCCUUCUGUGGCUAUAAAGCCAGAAGCAUGUUCUCCACAAUUCGGAAAACCAUCUUUCCCUACAAAGGAGUCUUUUAGUGCUAACAUGUCCCUUCCCCACCCCUUCCAGACAGAGCCAGGAUAUAAGUCCCUGGUGGGCAGAGAGGUUGUAGAGAAUAAGAGCCACAAUCUGGGAGGUGACCCCAUUAAGCAAGAAGAGUCGCAGAAAAGACUUGACAGCUGGAUGCAGAGAUCAAACGCUCAAGGUUCCAUUUUGAUAAACCUUCUCCUGAAGCAGCCUUUGAUCCCAGGGUCAUCCCUAGGUCUGUGCCACCUCCUGAGCAGUUGUUCUGAGGCUCCUACCAGCACCCUACUACAGCCACUGGGGUAUGGCAGUACCUUGACUGGGAUUUCAAGCCUGAGGACCACAGGUUCUCGCGAUGGGUCAUUUCCCCACUUGGCCCUGAGAGAAGCACAGAACCUGGCACUUACUGGAUUGAAUCUGGUUGCCAGGGAUGAAGGCUCAUGUGAUGGAGACCAAGCAGAGGGAGGCAGAAGGGCCUUCCCACUCUGCCAGCUUCCUGGGGCCGUGCAUCUCCUCCCCCUGGUACAGUUCUUUAUCGGCUUACACUGCCAGGCUCUGCACGAUCUGGCAGCAGUCAAGAGAAGUGGAGCGCCUGCGGACUCACCGACAAGUUCCUCCUACGUGAGCUCUGGGGGAGAGGCCAGCCUUGAGGACUUACUUUGCAACCUGGAAGGCUUCUCUGUGGCUUCACUUAGUGUUCUUCAGCACCUGGUGUGCCACAGCGGAGCGGUCGUCCACCUAUUACUAUCAGAUGCAGGGGUGGAUUCUGCCGCUGGGGAAGGAAACCAGAGUCUGGUUCACAGACAAGAUCAUGGGGAUGUGUCCUCAGUCCCAAGGGGGCUUACUGAUGACCAAGGCCAGCAUCCACUACUGAAGAUGCUUCUUCACCUGUUGACUUUCUCUUCUGCAGCAACAGGUCACCUUCAAACCAGUGUCCUGAGCCAGUGUCUUAAGAUUUUGGUGAAAUUAGCUGAAAAUGCUUCCUUUGAUUUCCUGCCCAGGUUCCAGUGUGUGUUCCGGGUACUGCCGCAGUGCCUCAGACCCGAGAGCCCCCUGCCCAGCGUGCUACUGACUGUUGAGCUCCUUUCCCUCCUGGUGGACCACGAGAAGCUCGCGCCUCAGCUCUGCUCCCCCUCAGAAGGCUGCCUCCUCCUGCUGCUGUACAUGUACAUCACGUCAAGGCCUGAUAAAGUGGCCUCGGAGACACAGUGGCUUCAACUAGAGCAAGAGGCCGUGUGGCUCCUGGCUAAGCUUGGUGUGCAGAGCCCUGCCUCCCCAGUCACUGGCUCUGUCUGCCAGUGCAACGUGGAGGUGGUCAGAGCACUCACAGUGAUGCUGCACAGACAGUGGCUGACAGUGCGGAGGGCGGGGGAGCCCCCGAGGACUGAGCAGCAGAAGCGGACUGUGAGGUGUCUGCGGGACACGGUGUUGCUGCUGCACAGCCUCUCCCAGAAGGAUAAGCUCUUCACUGUGCACUGUGUGGAGGUCCUACAUCAGUAUGACCAGGUGAUGCCAGGGGUCAGCAUGCUGAUUCGAGGGCUUCCUGAUGUGACAGACUGUGAAGAGGCAGCCCUGGAUGACCUGUGUGCCACUGAAACGGAUGCGGACGACCCUGAGAUGGACUGUAGCUGAGGCCAGUGAGCAUGGAGCCACAUAGUGGCACCAGAACCACUACUUUCCUCACCGCAGCAACUGAUUAAAAGCAGUGACAGGCUGUUUGAGAA